CUCUUUUUAAUAUUAUUAUUAUUAUCCCUUUUCAGUACAUCCCACUUGAAGUUUUUCCUCCCUCAUUAUGCCCCAGAACGAGUAUAUCGAGGAGCACAUCAAACGCCAUGGACGGCGGUUAGAUUAUUUCGAACUCAAACGUAAGCGUGAAGCUCGCGCGGCCCAUAAGUCGUCUGCGACUGCUCAAAAGGCCUUCGGUAUCAAAGCCAAACUCCUUCAUGCUAAACGACAUGCCGAGAAGGUUCAACUCAAGAAGACUCUCAAGGCGCAUGACGAACGGAAUGUCAAGCAGGCAGAUUCUUCAACUGUUCCGGAUGGUGCUCUACCUACAUAUCUUCUCGAUCGUGAAGGCCAAAAAGAUGCUAAAGCUCUGUCGAGCGCGAUCAAGCAGAAGCGGAAAGACAAGGCUGCUAAAUACGCUGUACCUUUACCCAAAGUCCGAGGAAUUGCUGAGGAUGAGAUGUUCAAAGUGAUGAAGACAGGGAAGAGUAAAAGCAAGUCGUGGAAGCGGAUGGUCACGAAGGCGACAUUCGUUGGGGAAGGAUUCACCAGGAAGCCGGUGAAGAUGGAGAGAUUUGUCCGACCAAUGGCUCUCCGAUAUAAAAAAGCUAACGUUACUCAUCCCGACCUAAAAGCAACAUUCCAGUUGCAAAUCCUUGGUGUCAAGAAAAAUCCGCAGUCACCCAUGUAUACGCAGCUCGGAGUUAUGACCAAAGGAACAGUGAUAGAAGUGAACGUUUCUGAGCUUGGCAUGGUCACAACUGGAGGCAAAGUCGUGUUUGGAAAGUACGCUCAGAUCACGAAUAACCCCGAGAACGAUGGUUGCAUAAACGCAGUUCUUCUCGUUUGAUGCUUUCGUUACUAUAUGCUACGGAUUGUAUUUUUACCCUCAUCACUUACACGUACACCGGUUAUUCCUCGAGUAGUAAUAACUCAUCACUACAAAGCAAAUGUAGAACGGCUUUUGAAACAAACAGUUGCUGGCUGUUCCUGGUGGCAGGUACCAGGUUUGUAAAAAAAUUUCCGCAGCCCAUUGAAG
Molecule: messenger RNA, 1039 nt
Organism: Lentinula edodes (shiitake mushroom)
Lineage: Eukaryota; Fungi; Basidiomycota; Agaricomycetes; Agaricales; Omphalotaceae
Product: ribosomal protein S8e/ribosomal biogenesis NSA2
Exons: 6
Coding region: 68-850 (260 amino acids)
Biological process (GO): maturation of LSU-rRNA; maturation of 5.8S rRNA
Cellular component (GO): nucleolus; preribosome, large subunit precursor
Source: RefSeq, a predicted model, not a curated record